GUCAUUCGAAAGAGACGUUUAGACAUAACCUGAAACAUAUUUAUAAAAAAAACGUCAAAUCAACAAAAAUGAAAAAAUGGACGAUUUAAAUCUGUCUGAUACUUUGCAAAGGUAUUUUUCUGACGUUUUCUUGUGCUGUGACGAGGAAAAAUCAGGUAAAUCUCCUUUGAACAAAACCUUGGAAUUGAUAAAAUCGGGAAACGUUCCAGAGGAUGUAGUUUCCCAGAUUUCAGAAAUCUGUUGGACACCAGGAACCAAUUAUUUGAACAAAAAGCAAUUCUUUUCUGUACUAAAACUGGUGGCAGCUUACCAAGCUAACAUUCCAGUAACCACUGAGAUUGUAUCCAAAAAAAUCGACCUUUUGCCCCCGCGGUUUGCUUGGAAUGCUCAAGACACGGAAUCACCUGUGCCGGAUUUAAUUGAACUAAGAAACGACGCAGACUAUAACACAGAUCCCAGCACUGAUUCUGAGCCGGACAGUGAAACCGUGAGGUGUUCGCCGGAAGUGUCCAGUCCGGCAUCAGAUAGUCCCACACCAACAAAUAGUGUUCAGGAUCGGAACUGGGUUAUUUCCGGAGCUUGGAGGGGUCUGGUCUCUGAAGAGCAGCGUCAACUUUUAGGCACAGAGGAAGAGUCAUCAGAUAGACACAGCAGCGAUGACGAAACUGAUUAUUCGAGCGAGGUGUGGACCAUCACUCCCGAACAAAGGGAGUACUAUACUAACCAAUUCAAAAAGCUUCAAGAUAACCCAAAUGCUCUUCUGGCUGGUCCGGUAGCGAGAACGUUCUUUGAACGGUCUCAGUUGCCGGUCCAAGAGCUCCGAAAAAUUUGGCAGCUCUCAGACGUGACGCGAGAUGGUGCUCUUUCCCUUCAAGAGUUUAACACGGCUAUGCAUUUGGUUGUCUUGCGGAAACACAAAAUUCCAAUCCCUGACGUGUUGCCAUCGACUCUCGUGCCACGCAGCGAGUAUCGUCGUUCUGCGAGUCCCGAAACCGAACCAAUGCUUUCGCCCCAGGCGAAAGAUGGCGCCAAAGAGUGGACGAAAUUCGUCGAUAGCCCGACGAGUUCGGUUUCGUCGCCAGGUCCAAAACCUGUCAAUUUUGAUUUUCAGAUAGAUCAAAAUGAUCCGGAUUUGAGACACCCGGUGGCUAGGAGACUGACGCCCGAAAUCGCGGCCGCUCUGCAAAAUGAUGACGUUCUAGACACCAUUGAUUUGCAUAGCCCUAAAAAGAACCUGGAUUGUAGUAAUUUGCAGGUAAUUCACAAUUUGGCGCCCAAUAAUCCGCACAACAGUGCCAUUCAGAGACCGCAACCGAAAAAGGUGAACGUCCCGGGACCUGGGGCGAUCCCUCCCCCGCCGAACAGCCAGCAAAACGCGGCCGAAGAUGGCGGACCUGUGAGCCUGCCAUCGUUCCCUCCCCCGAAGAAGGAAAAACCCCCGCCACCGCCCCCGAGACCGUUCAAGACUCACGGCCGUAGCUCAUCCUUGGAUCUAAAUAAGCUCAGCAAACUGGGUGCGCCACCUACCGUGCCGCCCCGCGUAAGUCCGAGCGGUCAGUCGAAGCGUUUGACCAAUCAAAAGUCGGAGGGCGACUACAUAGCGCCGACGGAAACGGCGCCCUCUUUCGGCGACUUCGAUCAGUUCGGGGAAAAGUACGAAAACGUCCACGAUGAAGUGGUUUUUCCGGGCGACGUGUACGAAGCCGAACGAAAGAAGCUUUUUGCACAGUUGUUCGCCCAAGAGAGUCCUGAAGAAGUGCCACGGAAACACGGCGCUUUCGAAGUAUACAGAAAACCAUUAAAACCGGCCAGCGAGAGUCCCUUAGAUGUGCUGGAAGAAGAGAGAUGGGAGGAGUUUGAAAGAUUGCAGGUCGAAAAUACUGCGUUGUUGCGCACUUGUCAGGAGCUGAGUCAGAUGUUGGCCGACGUGAAGGAGGAGAAAUUCCGGUUAAAAGUUAGGUUAGAGCAAUUGGAAACGCAAGAAAACGGAGGAUAGUUUCUAUAAAGAAAAAAGUCUCGAUAAUUUAUUGGAAUAAGGAUCGUCGCGCCAUGUCCACGUUUAUCUAUUUCUAAAUUUUCUUUUGGACCUUCGAAUUAGGCGUUAUAAUCCAACCGAUUCGUUUGUGUUAAUCAAGAGUAACUAGUUCUCGUUAUGUGAUAUUUAAAAGGACUCGUUUAAAAACAAAAUAAAAGUUAUGUGAGGUGCCGUUUUAAAAUUUGGGAAGGCAGCAUUUCGCGUGUUGAUAAUAGAUUAGUGGACGUAGGAGUAUCCAUUAGUUGCGCCACUAAAUUCAGGCUUGUGAUUUUCCUGUUAACCAUAUUUUUAACAUGCGCAUGCUACUGUUAAAAAAAUACUUUGGCCAUCAUUAAUGAUUAAUCGUUAAAAUCAUUCAGAAUGACAAAAAAAUAUCGUGGAAUGUUUGAGCCAUUAAUAUUUUUCAUGUAUUUUCAUUUUUUGUCCCGAUCUCAUUAAUGCGUGAAAAGUGCCAAAUGUGUGAGGUGAAAAUAUUUAUUUGAAUACAUUUUUGCGGAAAAUUGAAUUCCAGUCCUUGACCAGUUUUUUAAUUAACUGUUUUAUUGUGGAAAUUUGUAACUAACAAAUAACUUAGUAUACAAUACCAAUGUAUUAAUGGUGGGGGGGGGGGGGGGGUAAUUUAGUAUUGAACAGAUAUGAAAUGAAAUCGUUUUUUCGCUUUCACACAAUUUUUUCUACCUAAAUUAUUAUGUUAUCAAUGCAGUCACUACAAAUAAUUUAAAAAAUAGCAAUUACGUUUUACUAUUGAAAAUUAUUUAUCUACAAUAUUUUACACAUUAAUUAUUGCCCUUUCUAUGAAGAGUGUAAAAUAACUAGGAAACGCUAGACUAUUAUUAGUUGUCAUAAGGCUUAGAAAAGCCAUAAAUAGAUAUGAAUUCGUCUAUAUAACUUUCAACAUGAUUGUUUUUUUUUUAUAAUUUUUAGUGAUUGUCUUGCUGACAUAAUAAUUUUUUGAUGUAGAAUGUAGAACACGAAUUUGAUCUAUCAAGUGGAAAAAUUGGAAGACAACAAAAAAAACAAGGAGUUCAUUUUUUCUUUUAGUUCAUUCGCAAAUAACUUUUUAAAAAAUCAAUAUUGUUCUUUUUUGUAUAUUGAGUUGUUUGUUAGUUGCAAAAUUCGAAAAUUAAAUAGUUAAAUCAAAAAAACUUGUUAAUGUUUAAGGUUUGAUUUCUUGAUGCAAAUUUUCAUUCAGAGCUUUUGUUAUAGGGAAUUCAAAUUUGGCUGUAAGAUCAGGACAAAAAAAAUUAAAAUGCAAAUGAUUAAUAUUAAGGGCUUAAACUUGCACAAUAUUUUUUUCGUCAUUUUCAAUGAUUUUAUCGAUAUGUUUUUCAUAAAAAAAAUAGUCGAUUCUUUCGCCUAGUCCAAUCUGAAGCUAUUUGAUGUCAUAGUUUUAAAUUUAUUAUUUCUUGCUUUACCAAAUGGUCUGUUUCAGAACAAUCUGAUUUUUAACAGGUAAAUUAAAUGAUCGAAAACUGCACUAAUAAAAAUUAUUCAGUCCCUACUAUCAGGACAUGAAAAACUAUUAAUGGAAUUUAACUUAAUUGAUGGCGCAGGCAAAAAUCCAAGAAAAAUAGUUCAAAAUGUGUUAUUUAGAAAUUGAAACUUUUAAUCAGUAAAAUUAUUGAAGGGUUUAAAAUUCGCCAAAUAAAAUUAUUAAAUGAAUAGAACAAAACAGAUCCAUGAAAUUUAAAAAUUACAAAAAUAAAAUAUCAUAUAAAUUUUAUUAUAUUAGAUUUUGACAAUAAUUGAUUAAAUAAUGUACUAAAAAACAAAAACAGUUUUAGUGUCAAAUGUCAAGUUAGUGACGAGAACGCUUUGUGAGAAAGUGACUGCAAAAUCAUUUUUUACAUGUUCAAUUUAAGUUUUAAAAGAUUUUACUUAAUUUUAAAUUAUUAACAAAAGAGAUUUAUAACACAAACAAUUACUAUUUACAAAUCUGGAUUCCUCCAUGUUGAUGAAUAGAACCUGCUGGUGGCUUUUCGUCAAUUAUCCUGUUGACUUCUUCAGAGCUUAACUGAAAGUAGUGUUGCUUUCUACUCUGUACCUGCUUAUAUAUAGUUUGAGGGAGGAGGAGCUAAAGAAUGGUGAGUCGCGUUUAAGAUUAUUUGGUUAUUUAGAGAUUACUAUGGAUUCUCGCAAGAAUUUUAGUGGAAUAAGAUUUGAUGUCGGGUUUCAUGCUUAUAUUCGGCAACUUAUUAGUCUUAAGGGUUUUUCAUGCUCUUUUAUCCUAGUUGAUAUUUUUCGGUCUGUUUCUCCAAUGUAUUCUUUGCCGCAUACGCAUGGAAAUGCUGUAAACUCCGGGUGUUGAGAGAUUUUUGGACAAGUGAUAAAUCUGGUUUUAAUUUAUUUCUUGAGAACUUUUGAUAUGUUGUCAGUAAUGUUUUGAUUAUAAGGAAGAACCACAGUGGCAAGUGUGGAAUUUACAGCAUUCCAUGCAUAUGCACCACUGAGGAAACAGGGCGAAAAAUAUCAAUUAGCCUAAAAAAACAUGAUGGAGCCUUAAGACUUAAGAUCAGUAGUUGCCGAACAUAAUCAUGAAACCGGACAUCAUAUCUUAUUCGACCAAACUAAAAUUUUUGCAUGUCACCAAUUCUUCUACCCAAGAAAAAUACAACAAUCGAUAAACUAUCAAACAAUAAAUUUACAUUUCACCAAUUUGAAAAUCACCCAUCCAAGACAAUGUUUCUUUCCGUUCUUUAAUUCCGUUUCCCUUACACUAUAUGGAAGUACGUACAGAGUAGAAUGCAAACCAGUUUCAGUUGAGCUAAGAAGAAACCAACAGGAUAAUUGAGGAAACGGCAACCAAGACCGACGCAGAAGCCUUGUAAAUAGUACUUUUGUAUUUUUCUCCCCUUUAAAAUGAUUAUGAUUGUGAUUUCAACCCCCUAAAUCUUUGUAUUUUAAUUUGUAGAAUCAUCUGUUGUUCUAUGACUGGAUAACUUAUAUUGAAAGACAAGUUUGCAGAAACAAAUAAUGACCAAACUGAACACCCUGUACAGUAAGGUCAAAGUAACACGCGACUAUUGUUAUAAUAAAAGUUUUGCGUCGUCCUCAGUGUUAUUUAGUAUUAAAAACGGUCCUCACUGUAUAUUUAAUGAUAAUUUGAAGUUCCGAAAUUGGAUCUGGAUAUGGUCGUAUCGCAAUAUGUAGCGGCAAUUCAACUCCGUUUUAUUAUUCAAACGUUUUUGUAUAUACGAAAAACAUACGUAAUUUUUAGUACGACGCACAUUGUUUUUAUCGUACCGCCAAAAACAAAACUGUUAAAUGUUAUACCCGCGUAAAAUACUUUAACUCAUCGCUUGUUAUUGAACUUUGCAAGAUUUUUUACAUUAUAUUGAAAACGUUUAUGGCAAAUAAUGUCGUUGUAAUAUUGGCAAGUUUAAAUAGUUCAGAUCUAUCUAUAUUUUUAUCUAGACCCUAGACCUAUUUUGAAAUUGAAAUGAAAUAAACUGUAUUACGUUUCUGUU
Molecule: messenger RNA, 5502 nt
Organism: Cylas formicarius (sweet potato weevil)
Lineage: Eukaryota; Metazoa; Arthropoda; Insecta; Coleoptera; Brentidae
Gene: Reps
Product: ralBP1-associated Eps domain-containing protein 2
Exons: 8
Coding region: 77-1996 (639 amino acids)
Biological process (GO): endosomal transport; endocytosis
Cellular component (GO): cytoplasm; plasma membrane
Molecular function (GO): protein binding; calcium ion binding
Source: RefSeq, a predicted model, not a curated record